Messenger RNA from Daphnia magna, 1447 nucleotides. RefSeq lists its product as uncharacterized. Bases 61 to 1239 code for a protein of 392 amino acids. The record is from RefSeq and is a predicted model, not a curated record. Gene Ontology annotation, cellular component: transcription regulator complex; nucleus. The transcript is spliced from 6 exons. Gene Ontology annotation, biological process: regulation of transcription by RNA polymerase II. NCBI's taxonomy places the organism in Eukaryota, Metazoa, Arthropoda, Branchiopoda, Diplostraca, Daphniidae.
GUUUGUUGUAUUUGUAGUUUUAUUUAUUUAAAAGUUUUUUGUCUGAAUUUCAAAUUUAAAAUGUCUGUCAAUAAAAUAACUAACAGUAAAAAGACUGUUUCCCCGAAAAAAUCUGAACGUUUACCAACGAGAGUGUCUCCGAGAAAGAAAAUAGUUAAAACUGUCUACGAUUUGGACAUAGCAUCAGGAAGUGGAGUAAAAUCUUCAGCCAAGAAAAGAAUUUCAACAUAUCCAUGGAAUGAAGAAAGAAUCCAAGAAAUGAUACAGGGUGUGUCAGAGUAUCCAGUCCUUUAUGAUAUUUCUCGUGAUGACUACAAGGAUGUCACAGUUCAUGCCCGUGCCCUUGAUGCUGUUGCUCAAAGACUGCCAUGUUGCACUGGUGCUGAUGUAAAAUCAAAAUGGGAAUAUUUGAGGAAGUGUUGGUUGAACGAGAGGAGAGAACAAAAUAAAGAGGAUCCAUCUGGCACUGGGACUGAUGACUUAAAGAAAAACCAACGCAAACCAUUUGCUUAUUAUGAAUCUAUGGGAUUCAUUUCCCCUUUCACCAAGUCAAGAGUGGGUCGCCAUACUAACAUUACUAACAAUAAAUAUUUCCAAACCGAUGACUAUGGUAAUGAAAACGAUGCUGAUGAAGCUGUUCAACAACAACAAACAGUUGAAGUAGUACAUGUUGAAUUGUCACUCGAUUCCAGUAAUUCGGUUUUUGCAUCAGAACAAACAAAGCAAAUUUUGCAAAACGGAACUUUUUAUUCGUCGGAUUCAGACCAAUUUGCUGACGAACGUAAUAACAGUGGAAUAGAAAACGGUUUUGCAGGAGAAUUCUUUGAUGUUGAAACUUCACUACAAUCUGGAUGUUCUUCUCCAUUAUUAAUACGCAGUCCUUCAAAGUCUACGAAACAUGCCGCUGGUGGAUCCAACAAGACAUCUGGAAAUUACAAGUCUUGCGCUGGAAAAGAGGCCAACCAACCAGCUAGUGCCACUAAGAAAAUGAUCAAGGGAAAAAACACAAUGCAAGACAUAGAUGGCCAAUUAAAUUUCUUAGGAAAAUCAAUGAUGGCACUUGUGGAAAGUAAGCCUGAAAAUCCACAACUGGAUGAUACUCAGAAAGACUGGUAUAGUUAUGCUGCCAACUUUGGUAUACGUGUUGCUGCCAUACCAUGUGAUGAUGCCCGCGACCAAAUUAGAUUGGGUAUGGAAAAUCUAUACGCUACGUACAAGAAGUGGAAGCCAUCAGUUUAAUUUUUAUAAAAAUUUUUUUUUUGUCUUUCAAAUGUUUAAUUGAUUUUAAUUUUGGUCUAACGACCUUUGCGACUGUUAAUGCGGAUAAAUAUUUCCUGUGCCAAUCUUCACUAAGAUAUUGCUUUACUUUGAAACGUUAUGUUCCUCCAUUUUAAAAUAGUUUCUCCCCGGCAUCAUUUUUUGUUCAUGAAUCGUUUAUUUGUUGAAA